GCUCUGGAGGGGAGCAAGGGCCGCGUGGCUCUGCUCUCUGGAGGGGGCUCCGGCCACGAGCCCGCGCACGCUGGGUACAUCGGGAAGGGCAUGCUGACCGGCGUGGUGGCUGGCACGGUCUUUGCUUCUCCCGCUGUGGGCAGCAUUCUGGCAGCCAUCCGGGCAGUGACGCAGGCCGGGGCAGCGGGGACCCUCUUGAUCGUGAAGAACUACACAGGAGACCGGCUGAACUUCGGGCUGGCGCUGGAGCGGAUGCGGGCGGAGGGGGCCGACGUGCAGAUGGUGGUGGUGGGCGAUGACAGCGCUUUCGCCACGCAGAAGAAGGCAGGGCGCCGAGGGCUGUGCGGCACAGUGCUCAUACACAAGGUGGCUGGGGCCUUGGCUGAGGCAGGAGCGAGCUUGGAGGAGAUUGUAAGGACGGUGUCAUCAGCCACCAAAGCCAUGGGCACGCUGGGCCUCAGCCUGUCCCCAUGCAGCGUCCCCGGCUCCAAGCCCACCUUCCAGCUGGCUCACGAUGAGAUGGAGCUGGGCCUGGGGAUCCACGGCGAGGCUGGUGUGCGCAGGAUGAAGGUCAUGUCGGCCGACGCAGCUGUGGAGGCCAUGCUGGCACACAUGACGGACCCUUCCAACGCCUCCCACCUGCCCCUGCACCCUGGCAGCUCCGUGGUGCUGGUGGUGAACAACCUGGGUGGCCUGUCCUGCCUGGAGCUGGCCAUCGUGGCUGGCGCAGCAGUGCGCGGCCUGGAGAGCCGGCGCGUCCAGGUCUCCAGGGCCUUGGUGGGCUCCUUCAUGACAGCACUGGAGAUGGCCGGUGUCUCCCUCACGCUCAUGCUGGUGGAUGAGGAGCUCCUGAGGCUGAUCGAUGCCAAGACCACAGCCAUGGCAUGGCCCAACCUGGCUGCAGCACCUGCAAGGAGCCAGAGAGAGGAGGUGCCAGCGCCAAAGGAGGAAAAGGAGAUGGUGCAGCCUGCGACAAGCACAGGGCCUGGCGGGCAGCGGGCCCAGCUGGUCCUGGAGCACGUGUGCAGCGCUCUGCUUGGCAUGGAGGACAAGCUCAACGAGCUGGACCGUGCUGCAGGUGAUGGGGACUGCGGGCACACUCAUGCCCGGGCAGCCCGAGCCAUCCAGAGCGACUUGCCCGCCUGGGCUGAUGCCAUGGACGCCGGCAUCGAGGCCAUGCAGCGCUACGGAGGAGCCGCUCCGGGCGACAGGACCAUGCUGGACUCGCUGUGUGCCGCCAGGGAGGCCCUGCAAGGCCUGCGCGCCGCUGGCGCCAACCUAUUGCAAGUACUGAGCACGGCUGUGCAGAGCGCCGAGGCUGCGGCGGAGGCCACCAAGCACAUGGCGGCUGGGGCUGGCAGAGCCAGCUACAUCAGCUCGGCCCGGCUGCUGCAGCCGGACCCCGGCGCGGUGGCGGUGGCCGCCGUGCUGCGGGCGCUGCUGGAGGGGCUGCAAAGCUGAGGGGUGCUGCC
Molecule: messenger RNA, 1472 nt
Organism: Tinamus guttatus (white-throated tinamou)
Lineage: Eukaryota; Metazoa; Chordata; Aves; Tinamiformes; Tinamidae
Source: RefSeq, a predicted model, not a curated record